AUGGCCGACCUUCUAGAGGAAGACCCAACCUCCGGGAUUCAAUCCUCGGAGGAGGUUGAGGAGGAAGAGGAAGAGGAAGAAAUCCCAGUGGAAUCAUUGGUCCGAGGACGAGCAAAACGAAGCACCGCAGGACGGCACAUGUCCGCUCUCCUUGAAGCCGCCGCAGAUGACGACCUAGCACUUCUCUUCGAGGAAGUGGAAGAUGACAACGAAUUUGCGGAUUUGGUUGAUCCUGACGCGGAGGAUGACGUGGGUCUCGAAUCCUCAGACGACGAAGACGACCAAGGACCGAAUGCACAGAAUGAUUACGAAGGCGAACAGCAACUACAGAAGGAGGAGCGCAAAAAGCGCAAGACGCAAAACGACCUCAAGUUCCAAACCUUGCGCAAACGAGUCAAGAUCGAUCCGACCGCCGUAUCUUCCAUGCCCGCAGCGCCGCGCCCGAAGAAGAAAUCAGAGCGCAUCUCGUGGAUUCCCACCACGGAAGACGGACCGACUCGCCAGUCAUCUCGUCGGCAAACAAUGGUCAACAAGGAGCUAACGCAUGCUCGCUUGAAAGACAGCCAGGAGAAGCGAGUGCGCAUCAUCGCUACAAUGAAGGAGGCAGAGAAGCGGAAGGCCCAUCUGAAGCCAAAGGCUAUGACACAGGAAGAUCACCUUGCGGAGGCUGCAAGAAUUGAACGGCUCAACAGCAAAAGUCUCAACCGCUGGGAGCUAUCAGAAAAGAGAAAGGCAGACGAAAGACGGGCCAGGAUCGAAGCACUCCAGAACCGCCGUCUUGACGGUCCAGUCAUAUCCUAUUGGAGUGGAGUUGCUACUUUUACUAAUGGACGUCUCACGCGAGUUGGCACAGUCGACAUCAAACCCAAGCCGGACAAAGAGGAGGCCCGGAAAAGGAAGAAGGAGAAGGAAGAUAAAGAAAAGGCUGCUGCAGAUCUACGCGCAUUGCAGUCUGCUGCUCCUAUCGCCGAGGGAAAUAUGUUACCUCCAGCCACUGGGCCUGCAUCUGCCGCUCUUCCAGCCACAUCACAGCUACUGCCCAAUUCCACUCCAACUGUGGUUGCUGCUGCCCCGGGCUCCUCAGCCCCACCUGACCCCGAGGCCCCGUCAGAUCCAAAGCCAUUCAAAGAGACUAUUCCUUCUGAAAAUGCCACUGUUUCGGUUCCAGGGGCAUAUGAUGGCACUACUGAUACCCCUGUAGCCUCUGAGGGGGCGAGUGCCAGUGAGCCAAGUGCAACAACAUCCGGUACGAAGGCAUCCGCGGCGGUGCCUCCUGACCAGGGAAAAGAGAGCCAUGCGGAGGAAUCUCUGGCGCAGGAAACUUCAUCGGACCUUCCUUCCGUGCAGGAUAAGGAACUUUCUCCUGCGCAAGAUAAGGUGCUUCUUUCAGCGCAAGAUAAGCCCGUGGAAGAGGGACCCUCAGAGCCCGCACCAGAACAACGGCCAGCAGCACCGAUAAAGCGCGCAUCGUUUGCGGUAGAGAUUACAGUUCCCCGCCAUUUAGCACAAUCUAGCAAAAGCCCUGCGGAGAAGCCGCCCGUGCCGUCUUCUACCAAGACCGAUGAGAUGGAGAUCGAUUCCCCCGCAUCGGCUGCAGCGGCUACAAAAGGUCCGGGUGCUGAAGAAUCAAUGACCAAAUCCCAAUCGGCCACGCCAGAUGUGGCAGGUGCCCAACCUAAUGUGACUGAAAUCCCCAAACCGCAUGUUGAACCAACUGCAACGACAUCGCUGGACGAUUCCCGGCCUAUUGAUAAGGUCACGCCUAUCGAUGCUGGAGGGGCACUGGCCCCUCAUGCCGCGCCGGCCGCCGUGGUACCUACUCAAGCCACGCUGCCCGAAAGCGCCCUCCCUCCGAGCCUAAACCAACCGUUCACGUUACAGCCCGGAUUGCAACCGCCGAAUGUGAAGAUCGAACAACCCGCGCAACCCGAAGUACCACCACCUCCUCCAAUUGUCGAGACGGCAGGACGCACUCUCACGAUCUUGGAAAACUUCGAUUAUGCAACAGCGCAAAAGCCAAAGUACAGCAUGUACUUCAAUGCCAAAAAGCCACCCCGGUUGACUAAAAUCUCGUCAUCCCUUUGCGUCAUCACUUCAUUGCCAUCGCGAUACCGCGACCCGGAGACCGGUCUACCUUACGCCAACUCCUACGCCUAUGGGCAAAUCCGCCGUCUCAUCACCGAAGGGUACAUCUGGAGUGCGAUGUUGGGAUGUUUCGUUGGCCCGGCCGAGGCAGCUCGUGGAGUCCCUGAGCGAUUUUCAUUUGCCAGUAAGCAUGCCCCAGCCAGGGUUUUAACAGACCGAGAUGGCCUGGCCGAGCCGAUUGCAGAGACCCCGAAGGCAUCUGCUGGUGAUACUCCCUCUACCCCUACCCCGGCGACUAAACCGCCACAAGCGCCUCAAUCAGCGCUUUCAGGGGAGCCAAUGAAGAUUGAUUAA
Molecule: messenger RNA, 2439 nt
Organism: Penicillium brevicompactum
Lineage: Eukaryota; Fungi; Ascomycota; Eurotiomycetes; Eurotiales; Aspergillaceae
Product: putative signal transducer
Exons: 2
Coding region: 1-2439 (812 amino acids)
Biological process (GO): chromatin remodeling; regulation of DNA-templated transcription
Cellular component (GO): nucleus
Molecular function (GO): ATP-dependent H2AZ histone chaperone activity
Source: RefSeq, a predicted model, not a curated record